Penaeus indicus is the source of this 5295-nucleotide messenger RNA. Its product is annotated as mucin-2-like. The transcript is spliced from 16 exons. Bases 1 to 4839 code for a protein of 1612 amino acids. NCBI's taxonomy places the organism in Eukaryota, Metazoa, Arthropoda, Malacostraca, Decapoda, Penaeidae. The record is from RefSeq and is a predicted model, not a curated record.
AUGGGGCCUCGCCGGCGGCUCGUUGGCGAUGGGUCGUGGACGGCGCCCUCGAGCCCAUUGAUCGCGAGGCUCCACGACGAUGUUGGGGCGGUUAAGUUACCUCGCCUGGGCAGGUGCAGCGCCGCCGACGUCUUCAUCGCCCGCGCGCGUCCUGCCGCGGCGGGCGCUCUGCCGCAGCCGACCUGCCUCGGCGGCGCUCGCCUCUCCUGUCGUCUGCGAGGCGCCGUGCGAUGCACUUCCCCGUCAGAUGCUGAGCCCUCGGCACAAGGGCGCCGGCUCGAUGCCCUUGUGGGUUCUCUCGUGUUGCGGGGCGCGAAGGGCGUCCUGGAGCGGCCAAGGCGAGUCCUGAAGGAGCUGACGGGCGCCGGCAGCAGCAGCAGCAGCAGCGAUUUUAUGACGUCAUCAGCUGCUAACUCCGGUCGCCUCAGACAUUUAAUACACUCGGCGCUUCUUUACGGCGGAACGUGGAAACGCUAUAUUGUCCCGCGGGUUCCUUCCUCCACCUGCUGCUGCGGCCGCCUCGCCUGGCGGGGCGGGGGCGAGCGCCGCGCUGAUGCUCCCCCGACGCAGGGCCCCCGAACCCCGGCCCUGCGGCGCUGGCGGGAAGGCUGCGGCCGCUCGCGGACGUGGGAGAUUCCUGGCGGAAGUCACUCCAGCUCCGAGCAAGGAUAUAUCUGUGAUAGCGAGAGUGAAGGAGACAAGGGGUCCGGCGCCGAGUCCGACUUCUUCCACACAGCCACCAAAGGAUCGGUGGAGAGCCGCCUGGGAGAGAGCACGACCUCGAUCCGGCCGAGCCUCGAGAUCGCCGAGCCCCCCAAGCCCCUCGUGAAGACCGAGCGGCCUCACCACUCUCCCUACAGCAAUGGACCUGAAGUGCUAGGUCAUUACCCGGUGAACUAUCAGCCGCCAAGUGUCGGUGGUGUCAACACAGCCCUGCCUCCUACUGCAACCACAGCUGGGGACCACAAACCCAUCUACCUACCUUCGCAGCACACUCAUCCACCUCAUACGCCAGCCACACACACUCCCACACCUCAUACGCCUGCCCCUCACCCACCCCCACAACACGCGUCCACGGCCCACACACACACCCCACACACACCUUCAGCACACUCACACACGCCUCACACUCCUGCGCCUCACACACCCACACCACACGCGCCUCACACGCCCACGCCGCACACACCUCACACGCCCGCGCCACACACACCCCAUACGCCCCACACGCCACACACGCCCCACACGCCCACGCCACACGCGCCUAGUCCGCAGGUAUCCACACCACACACUCUUCCCCAACACCCACCUCCGCCACACACCCUCACACCUCAUACUCACACUCCUCACACACCCACCACACACACUCCCUCGCCACACACACCCACGUCACACACCCCAGUGCCACACACGCCAGUGCCACACACGCCAGUGCCACAUACGCCAGUGCCACACACGCCAGUACCACACACAACUGCCUCUAGCAUACCCACGACACACUCGCUCGCAUCACACACUCCCUCUCACACUCCUACCCCGCUAGCACCUCAUACGGUCAACACCUCCCACACGACUGUUGCUACCACCACCCCAACUAUCACCCCAACGACUACCCCCACGCCCCACCUCCCACAUCCAUCCACACCAGCGCAUCAUCCACCUCAGGCGGCCCCCCCCACGCCGGCGUCCGCACAGGUUUCGAGACAGCCUUCAGUUCAUGUACCGCAUUCAUCGCCACACUACCUCUCUCAUCCUGUAGCCUCAUCUACGACCACAACCACCACCACUACAACCACAACUACUACAUCAGCUACUACCACAACAUCAACCAGUGUAUCUCAUAAUCACAUAGUAGGCAGCACUGGUCGUGUUAGCAAUGGACCAGUGGCAGGGGGAGGCGGGGGAGGCCAGGGGAUGGGCCCAGGGGUAGGCAAGUACAGUGUGAGUGCCUUGGUGUCUCCAACCCCUCAGCACAACCAUACUCUCUACAAUAACGUUAACAUAAAAUCAAGCCCAGUAGCGUCACCACGUAGUCACGUUCGAUCUCCACAUCCAUCCCCCAUUGGUGCUACUCCUACAGCAGUAAAACCUCCAACCCCAGGUGCACCCAGUGGUCCAGUGCCUGCACCUCCACCGGGCUCAGGCCCGGGUCCGUUAGGCACUCUCCCCUAUGGAGUGAAAACCGAACCAGGCGAGGCGCCCCGACCAAACCCAGUAAAGACCUAUUCCAACACUCCUCACUCAGUGCCAACCACAGCGUCGGUCAAGGUUGAGCCAGGUUAUCCCCGUUCUACACCACCCAGUGCCACAAAGGUCACCACACCACAUCUUCAGCCGGUCAUCCCCCCAUCUGCAAGACACUCGCCAAGAGCACACGAACCACACAUCUCACCUUUCAGUUCAGCAAACACCGCAGUGAGUAGUGCUCAGACGAUUCCUUCACUACCACGGCCCUGGCCAAGCCCAGUAUCAAGCUUGCCAUCUACCAGUACUGCCAGAUUGUCUCUGAAUCGGCCUCCGCUGCCCCUGCCGUCAUUCUCCCUGGCGCCACCUCCAGUCUCGGCUCCCCUGCCGCCCACGGGCAUGUUCGCACCGCCGCUUCCUCCAUCGCAGCAGCUUACCUCCUCUCCACUCCUCCCUCCCUCUCAUAUCACCUCAGACCCUCUAGGCCAAGCAGAUCUUCUGCGUAGGGAGUUAGAUUCCAGGUUUUUGGCUCAGCAAGAAAGAAGCUUAGGCAUAGGAAGCCUGACUGCUCCCCCAGCCUUCUUGCGCACGGAAAUGCACCACCACCAACACCAGCAUACGCAUGUCCAUCAACACCUGCUGCAGCACAUGGGACCGCCUCCUCCACUUCCUCCCCCGGGUGCAUCUGGGCUCUUCUCCCAUUCAGCAACACCCUCCUUGUUUAAGGAGGUGAACAAAGUUGGACUGGAAAGCAGUCUGUACCAGCCGGGGGGCAGCCUAGGGAGUAGCUAUCCCCCAGGCCUGACCCCGAUCGUGCAUCCCCCUACCUCAACCUUUGCGCCUCCUUCUCAUCUGUCGUCUGUUCCUCCCAAGAUAGGAGAACCAAGCCAACGGAAACCAGUGAAGACGGGUCGCUGGAAUGCAAUGCACGUGCGCAUUGCCUGGGAGAUCUACUACCACCAGCAGAAGCAGACUCCAGAGAAACCUGGUGCUAAGCUUGGAGGCCCUGACCUGCUGCGCCCUCCACCGGGCCCAGGCGUGGGCAGUACGGCAGGAGCGCCCAUUUUCCCAACUUUACCAAGACCCCCAGAUUUAGGGCCGUCUAUAUUAGCUGGACCAGGUCCAUCGCACCGGUUCGAGUCCCCUCUCCUCGGUCAUCACCUGACGCCCUCUGUGCCUGGACUUGGAGGAAUGAGAUAUCCUGGAGGGGCACCUCCGGGGCCAUCCGCACCGCCUCCGUCAGGAUUCCACCAUGUAGGAGUAACGCCCACAUCCAUACCAGGACCUCCCCCUGGGUCAAUGUUUUCCAGGGAGUCCCUACCGCCAGGGUUGACUGUGCCACAGCCGACUCCGCAUGAUGCUUGGAGGAUAAGGGCACCCACACCAUACGGGCCAACGCCUGGUCCUUGGCCUGUGAAGCCUGAUGCUGCCAUGUACGAGAGAGAGCGGAGAGAAGAGGAGAGACAAAAUCGAGAAAGAGAAGAACGAGAGAGAAGAGAGCGGGAAGAACGAGAGAGAAGAGAACGGGAAGAGCGAGAAAGAAGAGAAAGAGAAGAGAGAGAGAGACGGGAGAGGGAGGAGCGAGAGCGGGAGCGAGAGCGAGAGAGACGGGCUGAGCAUGAAAAGGAUCGGGCAGUUCGUACCUUGGAAACUAGUCAUGAUCGUAGUGUACCGCGCCGCGACGGGUCACGGUCGCCCCUCCGCCCCGAUCCCAAGGACCGGCCGUCGUCGCACCCCUCCGCACCAGGCUCCAGCCAGCCCCCCCUGGGCGUGAUGCCCUCCUCCAGCAUGAAGGGCGACGGCCGGCCCGACUCGCGCCCGGGCUCGAGGCCGGGCUCCAGAACGUUAGACCCUCGUGUGAAGUUAGAAUCAAAGGAUGAGGUGAUGAUAGUUGGUGGAAAGGAGGCGCCUCCCCGCCAGUUAUCACACGGAGUACCGCCGCCCUCAGUGUUACCGCCCCCUGUAUCUGUGGGCUUGUUGCCUCCGCACUCCAUUGCCAUGAGCAUGGCCACGACCUCGGCCAAUUCUGCCCUGGAUCGAGCGCGACUCUUGGGUACGCCGGGGUACGGCGGCGGAGGGCCGCAUCUGGGUCCUUGGGCAGAUCCAUUCCGAGAUCCGUACCGGUCGGCCCAAGAAAUCUCCGUGGCCAGAGUGCACGACCUGGGAUUACUGAGGGAUCCGCUGAGAGAGAGAAUGAACUUCGCUGCUGCUGCUGCUCGAGAGGAGCAGAUGUUGCACUCCAACCCCUUGUCAUCGUUAAUUCUCAGCGAGCGGUACAGAGAGCAACAGCAGCAGCAGCAGCAGGCAGCAGUGGCGCGAGACCUGUUUGAGCGCAGCCAUUUAGCGGCCGGCGUCCCCCCGGGGAGCAUGUAUCCGCCAACGUCAGCGCUUCUUCCUCCACAUCCCUCAGUUUCUCACAUGGCGCCGUCAUUACUAAAAGGUGGCUCCCCCCUGGGCCCCGGCCCGCCCGGAGGACCCCACGGCUUACAUCCACCUGGUUUGGGGUCUCUCCACGGGCCCGGACACCCAGGAGCUCCCCCAGGCCACCCGCAGCCUCCCCCACUAGCACCUGGUUUACCUCCACCUCUCAUCCCUUCCAUGCGUGGGUCGUCUCCGGCGCACCCACGGCCCCCGGAUAAAAAAGAUGACCCACGCUGACUCUAGUCAUCCCCGGUCAUGUUCGGUUUCAGGUGGUGCUCAGCAUAUGUACAUUUUCGGCUUAUUAUAGUCUGAAUGAUUGCUGAGUCAGUUACUACUGCUAUUACUGCUGCUGCUGCUAUUAUUGAAUAGAAGCACAUGUAUUAUGGAUGGUGGAGGGCACGGCGGCCCUUAAGACUGCACUACAGCUCACAGGGUUGGCUGCAGUCAACAUGUCUUUCAUGAUGAUCAGGCUGUGGAUUGUAACACAAGUUUUGUACCAUACUUGUACAGUACGGUGGUUCAGAGCCACCUUAUUCAAUGUCCUUUUAUUUGACAUUUUGUAGAUAUUCAUUGUUUUCUUAAAGUAUUUUGUAGAAAAAUAAAUUAAUAUUGACGUGACGAAAUGAUCUGAUGCAGACUGACAAUGACGAUUUGUUAAAACUGUUUCUAAAUACAUGAGUUUGUUAACAAAAA